Molecule: messenger RNA, 3094 nt
Organism: Syzygium oleosum
Lineage: Eukaryota; Viridiplantae; Streptophyta; Magnoliopsida; Myrtales; Myrtaceae
Product: disease resistance protein L6-like
Exons: 2
Coding region: 520-873 (117 amino acids)
Biological process (GO): signal transduction
Source: RefSeq, a predicted model, not a curated record
GUUAUGUUAUGGGUUCUCCUCAUGUGAAGAAACUUAUAGAAAUUGACGACAACGGAGACAAACGGACAAGGCCGCAUGUGAAGAAAGCGAAGACCGAGAGGCAGGCCUUAUCGUCUCCCCAUUGGAUUCUUGGAUAGCACCAAUUGCCUUUAAAUUUUAUCGUUCUUACAAGGAGUCAUUAUGAUUUUCAAAGACCGACCCACUUUUUUCAAAGCCAUCGAUUCUAUGUACAAACGACUUUUCCUGAACACGAGCAUAAUUACUGAUGAACACCUUGACUGGCUGGUAUACUGCAACGCCAGUCUUAAAAUAUUGAAUACUGCUGAAAAACAGCAGUACUAUUAUCUUGUUUAAGCAAACCAAAGAAGUUUGUCUGCAUUAAUGCCUCAACUAUUAUGAUGGUGACUUUCACUAGGCUGUAUAGAUUGAGAAGCUCUAGCUCUUUUCUCCUAAGCUUAUAUAAUUUUUCUAUAGGGACAUGAGAGAGAGAGAGAGAGAGAUCUGGUAAGAUAAGCUCCCAUGGCGAACCUAGAGGCCGGAAGGAGCGGUGGUGGGACACCGGGAGAUGUAGGAAUUCGCGUCGUUAGGAAAGAAGAUGAACUCUGUGUUGGGGAAGUGACUGGUGGAGAGCUGUUUCGGGCUAUCGAUAACUCCAUACGCUACAAACCUAUCUUUUCUCGAAAUCAUGCUACUAGUAAAUGGUGCCUCCGCGAGCUUGCUGGGAUACUUCCCUUUUUUGACUUGAAACCUGCCGAUGUCAAGCUUAAAACAUGGUUGUAUAGUGAUGCCCCCUUGGAACACGAGAAGAAAUUCCCGGAAGAAGUGAAAGCGUGGCAGAAGGCUCUUGUGGAGGUGAAUGAAAUCAAGGGAUGAAACCCGCAGAAGGAUGAAGGGUAAACUCCACUAAGAUCCUUAAACUCAUUUGAGGGGAAAAUAAGAACACUAUCUCUUGUCACUGUUUGGUUUUAUUUUCAGUUGUUCAUAUAAGUUUUACUUGAUCAUGAAAAUAUAUUUUCAGAGGAAAUAACUGUACUUUCUUUAAUAUCUUAGAAGAGGCAAGUUCUUGUACCAGAUUCUGAGAAAUUCAUUGCUCUUCAACUUUCAUGUUUGGGGAAUACCAAUGAUUAACCAUUGUUAAUUCCGUCUCAAUGAUGUUGUUUUUCCUUAUAUAGAGUUCUACAUCAUCGAUAUUGAUUGGUCUUGUGCUGCAAUUAUGUGAUUUUCUAUGGAAAAAUGAUUGCAAGACUGACAUAUUAAUUUAUCUAAACAUAUCAAUUCACAAAUCCAAAAAGUUGCAGGAAAAACGAAAAAACGUUGCAUCUGGCUUGAACUUUAAUCUGAUCAUUUGCUUAUAGUUAGAUCUUCAUCCUAAAAUUUAAUUAUCGUUUUUUUGUCAUUAAUUAAAUAGAAGGGUUUUCUUUUUGACAGCCAGGGACAACUUAUCAAUUUGGUUGUCGGUGAGGUUUUGGAUAAGUUGAAGAUAAAGCAUAAGCCUGUGACUGAGCAUUUAGUUGGACUGACCGGUCUGGUAGAAGAAGUCAUGAAAUUACUAAAUAUUAAUUCUGGUAAUGUGCAGCUCAUCAGAAUACAUGGAAUGGGUGGAAUAGGAAAAACAACAACAGUCAAGGUCGUCUUCAACCAACCAUGUUCAUACUUUGGAAAGCGAUGCAGCUUCCUUGAAGACAUUCAAAAAGAGUUGACGAAUGAUGGCUUAGUCAAGUUGCAAGAGAAAUUGCUGUUGGACAUAGCUAAUUCUAGAACAACAGUAAGAAUUCUUGAUGCUGAUUAUGCCAUGAGGAUGACCAGAGAAAUAGCUAACGAAUAGAUAUACCUAUUAGGAUGUCCUUGAUAAAUAUAUUAGAUAACAAUAAAUUUUGGAUGCAUGACCAACUAAAAUAUCUUUGGAAGGGAAAGUGUUCAUAUAUAAAGUUUGACUGACCUUGGAGAGCGUAAUAGGUUGUAAAUAAGUGAGCAGAUCCUCGAAAUAUUAAGAACGAAAGAGGUUAAGUAAGAACAAAAACUAGUUUGCAAGUAAUAAAUUAGACAUUCCAGUACUAAAAAUUGCCUUUUCUACCAAGAAACAUUUCUUUAUAUGUGAUAAAAUAAACAGAGUUGAUGAUUAAUAAAUGUUUACUUACAAUUAGUUGGCAAAGUAACAAGGUUCAAGCAUUUGAUCUAGAUGGAAAUAUACUCCCAUCUUGAUCACAAAUGAAUAGCUUGAAAGGUUUGGAAGUUCAAAUUUCCUAAAGUUAUCUAACAUAACCUUUGUUGGAGACUUCUUAGUUCCAAAAUAAGAUGGAUUACUUGGCAUUCUCCUCAAAUUUUUGGGGCGGUCUAUAUGUAUUCAACCGAUAUUAUUGUUCUUGAACUUUCUGACAAUCACUUUAGAGAUGAUUCGGAGGUGUGAAGCUUAAUCAAGGUAUCUUAACUUAUGUGUUUGUUACGUCUACUCUUAUUUUCUUCUUGUAUUUGUCUGAUAGUUUUGCACUUGAAACAGAAUACCUUCUGUAAAUGGCAACCAGAUUUAAGGUUCUAGCUCUCGAAAAAAAAAAAUCAGCAUUUCCAGAACUGCAGACUUCUCUAAGCGCUUGACGUUAGCGAGGAUGACUCUUGAAAGAUGUGCAAUUUGACGGAAAUUGACUGUUCAAUUGGAAGACAGAAGUGCCUGAUUGACUUGAAUAUAAACAACUGCUUGUGUCUUGAAGAAUUGCCGAAAGAAAUCGGACGGCUAGUGAAACUUAAGCGCUUCUCUUUGACAGAUUGCUUUAGGGUGAGCAAACUUCCAGAUCAAUUGGGAAAUUGGCAUCCUUGAUGGAGUUGUAUCCAUCAAACAGGAGAAUUACAAGCUUACUUGAUGCAAUUUGCAGAGUAAAAUAUUUUUCAACUCUCCAUGUAUGAAGAAUGUCAAUGAACGAACUUCCAGGAGUCCAGACUCUAUGGAAGGCUGGAAGCGCUAGUGAAGCUCGACUCUUUCUCUCUGAUUAGCACUAGGAUUAGAGAGUUUCCUAUCUCCAUCGGAAAGCUGAAAUCUGUCUGUGUGUUGGAUAUUUCGUGUAAGAUGAUACCUAUAUCAACUGGAAAUGGUUGGAAGUUA